AUGGGAGUUUGUAUAAGUAAAAUUCCAUAACCUCAGCCUGAGAUCAAUAUGGAUCCCAUGCCUACAGUGUAACCUCCAAAAGGAAAUUACUCGAUGAGUAGUUUGCCUGCGGAAGUAAGUUUAUGCAACUAAAUCAUUAAGCCAAGAAGGGGGGACAAGAAACGUUAAGCAAAAAUAGAAGUGAUGGAAGAGCAGAUUCACGAGAAUGUGGUUAAGUAGGCAAAGGAGAAAUCACCUUUUGAUUUUUAAAUGAUUCUGAAUGCCUUUGGAGACCACUUUAUGUUUGCCCAGCUCGACAAUGAUGACAAGUAAAUAAAAGUAUUAAAGGUAGGGCUAAACUAAUUGAUGAGAUGUAUUAUGUUACAGCUAAAAAUGCAGAAUUCAUAUUUAAACAGGGGGAUAAAGCAACAUUAUUUUUUAUAAUUGGUAGAUUUCAUCAUUAAUAAGUAAGAAAGGGGGGAUUGUAAAAUUAUCAUAAAUGAUGAGGUUAAGAGAGUAUUGAAAACUCCUGCGUAUUUUGGAGAAUUGGCCUUAAUGUACCAUGCCCCAAGAUCUGCGUCAGUAUAGGCAAUAGGUGAUUGUGGAUUUUGGGUGUUGGAGAGAAAGAAAUUCAGAAAGGCAGUUGAGGAUAUCCAAUAAAAAGCAUACGAAACAAAUAGAAAAUUCCUGGAUUAAGUUAAAUUUUUUGGUAUUGUGUUGUUUAUUGAGUGUUUAGAUUUUAUGACUGAGGAACAGAGAGACAGUAUAGCAAAUGUGUUGAUAACAUUAAAAUUUAAGUAGGGAGAGAUAAUUGUAAAUGAAGGAGACAUGGCAAAUUCAUUCUACAUCAUACAGAAGGGAAUAGUUUAGGUCACAAAGUAGGGAUAGUUCUUGAGAUACAUGAAUUAGGGGGAUUCCUUUGGAGAAUAAGCCCUUUUUGGUAAUUGUGUAAGAGGAGCAACUGUGAAAGCCAAUGAUGAGGAUGUUAAUUUGUUAUCGUUGAGUAGAGAGGAUAUUACAACUAUUCUGGGAGAGAAGAUUCAGGUACCAUAAUUGCAUUUAUUUAGUUGCAUAGUUAAUCAUUUAUACAAAUAUGCAGAAAUGGGCAUUUGAAAAACACCCUUAAUUAAGGGAUCUGACAAAGAUGUAAAUUUAAAAGAUAGUGUCAAACUUUAAAAUUAAGACUUAUGAAAGUAAAGAGUACUUAUUCUCAAAAAAUUAAAUGAUUGAUAAACUCAUUAUUAUUCUUGAUGGUUAAUUAGAGUUUAAUGGACAACUAUUUAACAAUGGUCAAUUAUUUGGAGACACAUUUCUCUAAGUUGAGGAAUCUAAAAGGAAAAUUAGUUCGGAUAUAGUAACUACUCGUAAAACCACAUUGUCUGUGCUCCCUUUUAAACAGUUCUUUGAGUGUAUUGGAGGAGAAUUGGAAACUGUUGUAAAGAAGAAUAAGGACAGAGCGGGAUCUUCAAGUUUGUUAGAGAAACGAUAAAAAAGCAAUUAUUCUCUGCUUACUUUAGAGGACUUCAUUGGAUUGCAGCUUUUAGGAGAAGGCACCUUUGGAAAUGCUUACUUGGUUAAAGAUAUCCCUCAAUAAAAUCUGCAUGUCAUGAAGUGUGUUCCAAAAGUAAAUAUAAUAGCAAAUAAUACUGAAAGACACAUAAAGAACGAGAAACAGGCUCUAGAUUUGUUGAAUCAUCCAAGUUUGGUCUGUUUUCAUAGAUCCUUCAAGGAUCAAAAUUAUAUAUACUUAUUGACUGAAUAUGUCAAGGGAAAGGAACUAUUUCAUGUGAUCAGAGAUCUUGGACUAUUGAAUUCAUAUGAAACUCAAUUCUACAUCGCUUAGAUGAUUAAUAUUUUAGAGAAACUCCACUCUUAUCACAUCAUCUACAGGGAUGUAAAACCUGAGAACUUCAUAGUCAUGGAAGAUGGGUAUUUAAAGUUGAUUGAUAUGGGUACUGCCAAAGUGUUAAAAUCUAGAGCUUCUAAGACUUACACUAUCGUUGGCACACCUCAUUACAUGUCUCCUGAAAUUUUGAAGGGCAAAGGAUACACCUUCUCCACUGAUUUGUGGUCUUUGGGAAUCUGCUUUUUCGAAUUGAUGUGUGGAGAAGUUCCCUUUGCUGGCAAUGAAGAUGAUGACCCGUAUUUAUCAGUUUAUAUUUAGAUACAUAAUCUAAGAAGCCAUUCUGAAUGGGAGAGUAGAGUACCCUUAAUUUUUGAAGGACUUCAAGGCCAUUAAAUUGAUGGAUCAAUUGAUGAAUAGGACACCUGAGUUGAGAUUGGGGGGAUCGUAUGAUGCUCUCAAAGUUCAUUCUUGGUUUGAUGGAUUUUAGUGGGUAAACUAUUGGUCCUAUAAUUUUUAAGGAAGACUUAGAAAUGAUGGGAAUUAAACCUCCACACAUUCCUAAGCUCUAGUAAUCCAAGUUUGAGGAAAUACCCUUUCUAGAGAUGAUUACAAGGGAUACAAGUCCUGAUAUGAUUUGCACCGUCGCUGUCGAUUGGGACUCAGAAUUUUGAAAAUAUCUG
Paramecium octaurelia is the source of this 2505-nucleotide messenger RNA. The record is from the annotation of a GenBank genome assembly. NCBI's taxonomy places the organism in Eukaryota, Ciliophora, Oligohymenophorea, Peniculida, Parameciidae.